GAGUCUCGGACACGAAUAUAGGUUAUUGGAGAAGGAAAAUGCCUAUGCAAAGAGUACACGUUUGUGCUGCAAUUAUACUUUGCAUUGCACAUGCCUGUUUUUCAUCUGAAAAUCAGACAGUCAGUAAUAAUGCUACCAAAUCUGAAUCUAAUGAUUUAAAGUCAAUAUUAAAUCUGGCUGGGAAUGUUACUGAAAGUUUGAACACAGCAAAACCCGAUAAAGAACACACUGAGGGGCAGAGGAAUACCACUGAAGAUGGAGAACAGAUGAACAAAGAGACCCAUGGAGCAAAACAAGAUUGUCCACCGCUGGGUUUGGAGUCUCUGAAAGUUUCUGAUGAUCAAUUGGAGUCUUCUUCGUAUUUGAGUGUUGGUGUUGGUCCUCACAGAGGACGCCUUAACAUACAGUCUGGUCUGGAGGAUGAUGAUGAGUAUGACGGGGCGUGGUGUGCUGGGGUGGAGGAUCAGGAACAGUGGUUGCAGGUGAAUGCUCUCAGACCAACACUCUUUACUGGCGUCAUCCUCCAGGGCAGAAACUCAAUCUGGAGCUUGAACUGGGUCCGCACAUAUAAGGUGCAGUUCAGUAAUGACUCAUCGGUUUGGGAGCCCUGCAUGAAUGGAACAGAGGAGGCCGUGUUUGUUGGGAAUGAAGAUUUGGAGACGCCAGUUUUGGCUUUGUUUCCUGAGCCCUCAGUUGCACAAUACAUUCGCAUUAACCCACAGACCUGGUUUAGCAAUGGCACCAUUUGCCUCCGCGCUGAAGUUCUGGGCUGCCCAGUGCCAGAUCCUGACAACCCACAUUUUUCCGAGACUGAGCACGGAUCCUCAGAUGACCUCGACUUCAGGCACCAUAAUUACAAUGAGAUGAGGAAGUUAAUGAAGUCUGUGAAUGACAAGUGUCCAGAUAUCACACGGAUCUACACUAUUGGGAGGAGCUACACUGGACUAAAGCUUUAUGUUAUGGAAAUAUCCGAUAACCCUGGAAAACAUGAGCUUGGUGAGCCGGAGUUUCGCUAUGUUGCCGGGAUGCAUGGGAACGAAGUUUUAGGCCGGGAGCUUUUGCUAAAUCUUAUGCAGUACAUCUGUCGUGAAUACAAACGAGGCAAUCAGCGCAUCGUACAGCUUGUGAAGGACACACGCAUCCACCUGUUGCCAUCUAUGAACCCAGAUGGAUAUGAGCAAGCCUAUGAGAAGGGUUCAGAACUCUCUGGCUGGGCUCUUGGACGCUACAGUUUUGAAGGCAUUGACAUGAACCAUAACUUCCCUGACCUCAACACCAUCAUGUGGGAUGCUCAGGAGAUGGCCAUGGGCAAGAGGAGAGUGAGCAACCAUUACAUUCCCAUGCCAGAGUACUACACCUCAACCGAAGCUUUAGUUGCUCCAGAGACACGUGCUGUAAUCAGCUGGAUGCAGGACAUCCCGUUUGUACUGAGUGCUAAUCUGCACGGGGGAGAGCUGGUGGUCACUUACCCUUUCGACUGCACACGUGAUUGGAUCCCUCGCCAGGACACGCCCACCGCAGACAAUGAUUUCUUCCGUUGGCUAGCUACCGUCUAUGCGUCCACCAAUCUGGUGAUGGCAAACCCAGAGCGGAGGAUCUGUCACUAUGAAGACUUCCACCAGCACAACAACAUCAUCAAUGGAGGGGACUGGCACACUGUACCAGGAAGUAUGAAUGACUUCAGUUACCUUCACACAAACUGUUUCGAAAUAACUGUAGAAUUGUCCUGUGAUAAGUUCCCACAUGCCAGUGAACUUCCUGUCGAGUGGGAGAACAACAAAGAGUCUCUCCUUCUGUACAUGGAGCAGGUGCACAGAGGCAUAAAAGGUGUCAUCAGGGACAAGGACACUAGAGUUGGCAUUGCAAAUGCUGUCAUUAAGGUGGAUGGCCUGGAUCAUGACAUAAGAUCUGCUGUCGAUGGCGAUUAUUGGCGUUUGUUGAAUCCAGGUGAGUACAAGAUAACGGUGUGGGCAGAAGGCUAUUUCCCACGAAUCCGCCACUGCUCUGUAGGGUCCGAGCCCCAGGCGACCAUCUGUGACUUCACCCUCACCAAAACCUCACAGGAUCGUCUUAAACAGAUCCUGGCCAGUGGUGGGAAAAUUCCCCGGGACAAUCAGGUGCGGAUCCGAGCCUUGCGAAUGCGCAAACUCCGCGCCAGCACCAAGAUUCUCAACCGCCGCCGAGAACAACAGCAGCGUCAAAACCGAGUUAAACGAAAGUGAGCAACUCAUUUAUCAAAUAAUGAGCCAGUCUGCUGCAGAUUGAGAGACUCUGAGAUUCUGGACUGUAAAGUGACGGAACAGCUUCCUCUACACUACUAAAAGCUCCAUAUCUUUGACAAUGAAAUAAGAGACAAGAGUUCCCUGAAGCCGGUCGGGUCCGAAGAAGGAUUUAAAGGAGAAGUCCACUUUCAGAACAACAAUUCACAAAUAAUUUACUCACCCCCUUGUCAUCCAGGAUGUUCAUGUCUUUCUGUCUUCAGUCGUAAAGAAAUUAUGUUUUUUGAGGAAAGCAUUUCAGGAUUUUUCUUCAUAUAAUAGACUUCAUUUGUGCCCCCGAAUUUGAACUUCCAAAAUGUAGUUUAAAUGCAGCCUCAAAUGGCUCUAAACGAUCCCAGCCAAGGAAGAAGGAUCUUAUCUAGCGAAACGAUCAGCCAUUUUUUUCAAAAAAAAAAAAUUGUAUGCUUUUUAAGCACAAAAGCUCGCAUAGCACAGGCUCUCGGAUGUAAAUUAGUUGUAAAUUGUUGUUCUGGAAGUGGGCUUCUCCUUUAAAGAUACUGGUUUUCAAGAUUUCAACUGUAUUUUACUCAAUGUGAUUACUUCUUGUCCCUAGUCUGCUGUUUAACAUGUGAAUAUUUUUUUUUUUUUUUUUUUUUACCACUAACAGAGAUUUCUAAGAAUGCCUCAUAUGUGAGCAAGACUCUGAAAUUGUAGCUGGUUUCUACAUUCAGAAUGUAAUGAUAUUAUAAUAAAGUUAAUAAAGGAUUUUACAGAAAGUA
Labeo rohita (rohu) is the source of this 2998-nucleotide messenger RNA. RefSeq names its product carboxypeptidase X (M14 family), member 1a (gene cpxm1a). The record is from RefSeq and is a predicted model, not a curated record. The coding region runs from base 39 to 2222 and encodes 727 amino acids. The transcript is spliced from 13 exons. Gene Ontology annotation, molecular function: zinc ion binding; metallocarboxypeptidase activity. NCBI's taxonomy places the organism in Eukaryota, Metazoa, Chordata, Actinopteri, Cypriniformes, Cyprinidae. Gene Ontology annotation, biological process: proteolysis.